Molecule: messenger RNA, 1020 nt
Organism: Arachis stenosperma
Lineage: Eukaryota; Viridiplantae; Streptophyta; Magnoliopsida; Fabales; Fabaceae
Exons: 2
Coding region: 1-1020 (339 amino acids)
Source: RefSeq, a predicted model, not a curated record
AUGGAUAGUGAGGAGAGCUUGUUGGUUCUAGUCUACUGCUAUGGUAAAAUUAAAAAAAGUAAUAGGCAUGGUGUUAAGUUCACGGAUAAAGAACCGUUGAGCAUUUUUAUUCGUUCGACGGAUACUUUGUCGGAUCUGAAGAGGAACAUAUUGCAGAAGGCAGGGUUGUGUGGGGCCAAGUUGGUGAAGAAGCUACUCUACAAGAUUCUGAUGACGGUUCUGUCAAGUGCAGAGUUUUUCGGAGGUGAGAAUACACGAGUUGUAUGCCAAGUUAGAAGACCGAGUGGACAGUUCCGGGGCUUCAGCGCCAAAUCCCCAGUCGAUGAUGGUGGGGGUGCUUCCACCUCGAUGCCUGUCGUUGCACCUGGUUGUCUCCUAGCUGCACCUUCACUUGCUUUAGCACCAGCAUCUAGGUCAUCUGGUUUGAUUACUGGUCUUGUUGGUGGUGGUGAACCGGAUCACGUUGAGGACGCGAUGUGGGACGAUGAUCCGGAUCACAUAUCUGGGGAUAGUGAGGAGGACACUCCUGUGUCCCCACCUGCACCUCAGGUGCCGUCCAGUUCUGGGUCCCGCCAACAACCGCCGCAUUUCUCAACGCUUAACCUGGAAGCAGUGAGUCAACAACCGAAUGAUGCACACACCUUCGGAUACCAAGGAUUACACAACGGCAAUGCUUCUGAUGAAUUUCAGAUUGGCCAAUCUUUUCAGACUAAGGAUGAAGCUGUGAUGAGUGUUAACGAUUAUAGCAUUCGUCCUGGAGUUCAGUAUCGGGUUAUGAAAUCUGAUCAUCUGAAGUAUAUUGGGAGAUGCAAGAAGUUCGGAAACGGCUGCACCUGGAUGAUCCGUGUGGCACUUCGGCAGCGCAAGAGUACCUGGGAGGUUAGAAGGUACAACGGAGCCCACACUUGCCUGGCCACAUCGAUUUCGAGCGACCACCGACAGCUCGAUUACCACGUAAUUUGUGCGAGGAUCUAUCCGUUGGUUAGGGCGGAUGCAGCGGUUACCAUAAAGGUGUUGUAA